Molecule: messenger RNA, 1554 nt
Organism: Pezoporus occidentalis (night parrot)
Lineage: Eukaryota; Metazoa; Chordata; Aves; Psittaciformes; Psittacidae
Gene: RNF212B
Product: ring finger protein 212B
Exons: 8
Coding region: 512-1039 (175 amino acids)
Biological process (GO): protein sumoylation; reciprocal meiotic recombination; homologous chromosome pairing at meiosis
Cellular component (GO): synaptonemal complex
Molecular function (GO): SUMO transferase activity
Source: RefSeq, a predicted model, not a curated record
CAGCUCUCAGCCUCAAUGCACUCUGGUUGAGGCUUGAGGCAAAAAAUUUACGCUGGAAAACCAGAGGAAGUGGGACAAGGGGGAAGUUUGGACACCUCAGUGUUUAAAAGCUGCUUUUCCGUGCUCUGGGUUACAUCUCCCCGGGCACCUCUUUUCACAGUAGGAAUAACUCACCAGGUUUUCCAGGUGCCUCUGUGGCUUUCAUUUCAGCUUUCCCCACACUUGAUUUAGUUGUUGCAGGCCAAAACCACACACACACACAAAAGUAGAUUUUGGGGAAAAGUGGUUCUGGCCUCUACCUGUAACAUCUGCAGGAACCCUGGUACCUUUGUGUGCAGUUCAAACCUGGGCUUGUUAAAUAUUUAUCCUUCAUACCAUGCAUCUUCUAUCUGUACAGGCCCUUUGACAGCACACAUUUUCAAGCCCCAUUUGGCUGUGGUUUCUAGACUGUACCUUCCAAGUGCUCUUUUACCCCUGCAGUAAUUCUCACAGCAGCUGCCUGCCUGCAGAGAUGCGCCUGCAGGAGAAGCUCUUCUUCAAGAGCCCCACUGCCAUCGCACUAAAGCACUUGGCGAGCAUCACUCAGGUCUGGCGCUUCCAGCGCGCUCAGGCGGAGCUGCUGCUGGCCUCGCACCGUGACGCCGCCCGCCGCCAUAGGGCGGCCAUGGAGGAGGCGAAGAGGGAGCUGGGUGUGAAGGAGAGGGAGCUUGAGUCCCUGCGCCAGGAGAACAUGGAGCUGCGUCGAGCUCAGCUCUCCCCCGGCUGGCGAGGGGGCAGCAGGAGCAGCACUCCCCGGCCCGUGGGGGUCACAUCCCCGGCACACACAGUGACCCCGCAGCCCCGGCGGCAGCUCAGCUCCCAGGUGGUCAGCCGCUCAGCCCCGUGGGAGCCCCCUCCCCCCCGCAGCACCCCCGUGUGGCACCUGGGCAGCGCCUACGGGGGUGGGAGCACCACCGCCGGCUCCAGUGUAGGCGAAAGGACCCCGAAUCUGGCGGAUUUCUACCCAAACUUCCACGGCCCACACAGCCCCUGGCCAUAGGAUACGCCCCCUUUGUCCAAGCCCCGCCCUUAUCUCUAUAUAUGGUACUCAUUUCCCUUAACCCCUCCCUUCAUCUCCAUGUAAAACCCCCUUCCACUAAGCCCCGCCCCUUAUCUCCAUAAAUGGCCCCCUUCCGGUAAGCCCCGCCUCCAUCUCCAUAUGUGGCGUCCCUUCCGCUAGGCCCCGACCCUCAUCUCCAUAAUUCCCCGCUUCCGCUAAGCCCCGCCUCCAUCUCCAAAUGUGGCUUCCCUUAUCUAAGUCCCGCCCCUCAUGUCCAUAAUGGCCCCCCCUUCCGCUAAGCCCCGCCACCUUUUCCGUAUUUAGCCCAGCCCCUCUUUACUCACCGAGUCAUGCCCUCACCCAUCAUGGCAGCCACGUUGCCGUGGUAACGGCCGCACCGCGCCUCCAUUUUGCGCUCCAAGAUGGCGCUGGCGGUCGUGGUGCGGGCCGGGGCCCCGCUCCCGUCCCGUUCCCUCCUCCCGGGGCUCACAGCGCCCCGGGACCCGGCCAGGCGC